AAUAGAUGGUCGUCGUCAUGUUAAUACUGUUCCAGUUCGUCUUCGUCGUGCUCAAAAUGAUGAACAUGGAAAACAUGAAGAUGGUCAUUUUGCUACAGCAACAAUACGUUAUAUGAAAGAUUUAGCUUCUGUAUUCGGCAAUGAUUGUGUUUUUUAUUUAUCUCAAGAUGAUAAAUGUAAAGUUCCAUUAGGUUUACCUGCGGCUAGAGUUCAAGCACCAAUGUUAAUGCAUUUGGAUUAUCGUAUACGUUUACCAGAUCACGAUUGGACAGUUGCACCUCGACAUCAAUUGACACCAAGUGUAUAUGCAGCAUGUCUUCUAUCCGAAGAAGGAGAUUUAGGCUAUUCAGGUCCAACAUAUAUUGCAGUACGUUCAGCUAAACAUGAUCUAUCAAGUGCUGAAUCUCAUGCAAUAGAUUUUGAUCGUCUUGUUUCUUUAAAAGAAUUUGAAGACGUAGCACGCGAUGAAACUGGACAAGUUAAACCAAUUCUUAUUGUAACUGUUGACGGUGGUCCUGAUGAAAAUCCACGUUUUCCAAAAACACUUGUUGCGAAUAUUGGAAAAUUUAAAAAAUAUAAUUUAGAUGCACUUUUUGUUCUUACACAUGCUCCUGGUCAAUCAGCUUAUAAUAUAGUUGAACGUCGUAUGGCACCAUUAUCUCAUGAUUUAGCUGGUCUUAUUUUACCACAUGAUCAUUUUGGUUCACAUUUAAAUGAAUCAGGUGGAACAACAAAUGUUGAGUUAGAAAAAUUAAAUUUUCGUAAAGCCGGACAAAUCUUAGUUGAAACAUGGAAUCAAUCAAUUAUUGAUGGAUUUCCAUGUGUUGCUGAAUAUAUUAAUCCACCAGCGACAUCAGAAGAUGAACGUCGACAAAUCGAUAUUAAAAUUGUUAUGGAUGAAAUUUUACAACAAAUUUGCGCUGACGAAGAAGCAGAAGAAGGACAGGAAUUUCGUGUUCAUGCAUCGGAUGAAUAUUAUCAAGAAAAUGCUGGUGCACCAAGAGAAAAAACUGGUGAACAACCAAAAUGUGAUAUUGACGAAUAUUGGUGUGCUAUACACGUUUUACAAACACAAUAUACAUUACAAAUAAUUCGUUGUAAUUCAGUUGAAUGUUGUGGACCAUGGCGUUCAAAUUAUGUUGANUCCUUUUCCAAAGAAACAAACACGCAGCAGUACCAACACUUUCAUAUCAACUGA
This is a messenger RNA of Rotaria sp. Silwood2, 1198 nucleotides long. The record is from the annotation of a GenBank genome assembly. NCBI's taxonomy places the organism in Eukaryota, Metazoa, Rotifera, Eurotatoria, Philodinida, Philodinidae.